AAUCUCGUAAAUCGAGCACGCCUCUUUUUUUAAAAGGAAGAAGCUAUACGCGUUUCAGUUCAAUGACAACUAGAUCCCGCCUCGUAUUGUCCGUACUAGUUAAAUAGGCGUGCUGUGUGUGUUCGGAUCAUUACUAUACUACACGUGUUUGAGGACGGUCUAGGCUUAGGACUGCCACCAGACGCCGAUGUAACACAGUCUGACUAUUGGAACUCUUUAAGGCUGACUUUGAUUACACAGUUUACGGAGAAAUUGGAUUAAAUUUACUGUGUUAAUAUUUACACUUGCAUUACUAACCGAUCCUUGCCCGCCUUACCCGUUCUUGCGUAAGCGCCAGUCAGGUAGAUAAGACUUUUUGUAUAUAUCUGGUGAUAUAUAUUUUUCCAUUCAAACUUUUCCGUUGGGCUUGGUCUGUUCAUUCACAACCGUACGGAUACGUGCUUACACCUGGUUACGACAUUUAUAUACGCCUUAGUACUACGCCUGUAGUUUGAACAGGACAGUCGCCAUGAGAUCUGAAAUUAAAUGUGACGUUGAGAUAAGUAUUAGUGCUGAUGGAGAAGACAACGAUACGAUACAGGUCCCCCCGUGUCUCCAGGCGGCGACCCUAGGGUCCAAUGCCACGCCUCUGACGUGCACCAAAGAUGCUGUCCGGUUGCCAAAACGGUACAUGCAGCGUCUGUACCACGCCAAGGCCAAUCGAGAGUACAAACCCUCCCCGACACAGACUAAAGACAGCACGGAACACAGAGAAAAAGAUCUCAACACGGCCCUCAAAUGGAUCAAGCAAGAAAUAAUGGAAAUGAAGGAACAAGACAAAUCUCUGAUGAAGCAGUUUAUAGACCUCCGGUCCACCAUUGUACAGUUACGGUGUAUGUUUGAGGUACAUAGUUCUAGUUCUGACAUUAGCAGCAUGAGCGGAAGUAACAUGUCGCUUGAAGACGUUCUGCGGCCCGGCUCCCCAAUGGGCUCCCCUCAUCACCUAUCACCUAUUGAGGACAUUGACGAGACGACGGAGUUCCGAUCGAGGACGUCGUCCCUCCUCGCACCGUCCAAAAAGUCGCCAGUCACGCACAUCAAGUGGAAAAGUAACGAGUUCAUUUGAUAAACCGGAAGUUGUGUGAGGUAGUGCGUGUCUAUGAAUAUUUUAUCCGAACGUCCGGGUCGUGAUCGUGUUUGAAAGAAGUUGGUUGAUUCCCGUUACGAACGUGAGCUGAAUUUUGUGAAGAGUGUGUUUAGAUGUGUUUAUAUGAGUUUAGAUAUGUGAGAAUGUUUGUAGGUUUUGUACAUUUCGUUCCAAAGUGCUAAAUAACUGGAUGCUGACGAAAGGUCGUGUGAUUCGCACUAUCAUGUUUAUCUGUACAAAGUGUUGACAAACAGACAUUAACUGAUCAUUAUGGACUCUGAACCGUUGAUGAAACUCUGUGGUUGGUCGGGUAUAGCUUUGAAUUCUGGACAGGUUGGGGUGGUGUUCCCGGCACAUUCGAUAUGUUUUGGCCCCAUGCACGGUGUGAUCAAUCAGACGAGGUGACACAAUCUACAUCCGUCACGCGUGACAGGUGCCCUCGAUACAUCAUAUCUGACGUUGUAAACACGGACAGAUAGUGUAUUCACUGACCAUUUAGGCCUAUCAGCUAGAUAUCCAAUCUCAUUCGCUGUCAAAACUGAUGAAUGCAUACUUUUAACAUUCCUUUCAAAAUUUUGUUUACCUGUUUCUUGAUCGAUGUCUAUUUUGCAAUCGUGUUUGAUGAAUUUUAUAUGUUUGUAUUGAAAGAAGUUAUUAAAACAAAAUAUCGU
Messenger RNA from Mizuhopecten yessoensis (Yesso scallop), 1797 nucleotides. RefSeq lists its product as uncharacterized. The transcript is spliced from 2 exons. The record is from RefSeq and is a predicted model, not a curated record. Bases 509 to 1105 code for a protein of 198 amino acids. NCBI's taxonomy places the organism in Eukaryota, Metazoa, Mollusca, Bivalvia, Pectinida, Pectinidae.